AUGCCGGAGUACUUCAUCGAAAACUGGUACCUCUGUUUUCCCCUAUUUCAUAUCGCUGGCCUGUCCAUCGCCCUCUCAGGCAUACCAAACGGGCUGCCAACCACUCUGCCCCCGGAGAAGUGGCCUCCAGCUCCGAGUGCCAUUCUCUCGGCAUGGAAAACACUUGAUUCCCUGGGAUAUCCUGCCGACUGUCUUCACUGCGCGCCUUCGGUGAUUGAAGACUUGACUGAAUACAUCUCCCUGACGACAAAAGACUUCACCCCCCUUACCAACCUGAAGGUUCUUCAACCAGGCGGAGCACCACUCCUGCCAGCUACUUUGUCCAAGCUCCAGUCUCUCGGCGUGAACAUCAAGACCACGUACGGAACGACCGAAACCGGCCCGCCGCUCAGAACGAUUCCGCACACAAGAGAAAACCCGGACGUCUAUCGCUUUCGCAACCUCUAUCCCGAGUCACCGUUGGUGCGGAUGGAACCUGUUGGAGAGGGUCUGUUCGAGUGCGUCGUGUACAAAGGCUUCCCUCUGGCAGCGGAGCUCUGGCUCGACGACGACGCGCCCAACCCGUACCGCACUGGCGAUCUGUUUCUCGAGGAGCCUCCGGCGAGCGGGUACUUUGUGCUCCAGGGUCGCCGGGAUGAUAUUUUGGUUCAUUCGAACGGCGAGAAGAGUCAUGCUGCGGCGCUCGCUAUGGCCCUUGAGGAGGACAAGAAUAGCGUGGUGAAGAAGACGGCUGUCUUUGGGACCGGGAAUCCCUGUCCUUCUGUCAUUGUCGAAGUUGAUUGGGACAGGGUAGACAACCGACGACUAGAAAUAGACUUCGAGAAAGCCGUUUGGAGUGCGGUCAGUUGCGUCAACGAGAAGACGCCGACGUACUCCAGAAUCUCGCGGCAGCUGAUGCUCAUCCUCGAAAGGGGUGAGACUCUGCCAGUCACGCCGAAAGGGAACGUCCGGCGCAACAUUGCUUGGGGACUCUUUGGCCAUCGGGUCGAGGACUUGUACGACCGCUUCUUGGGCAAGCCAGAGACUGUCCCUUGUCUCAUCGACGGACCAACAGACGAAAGUGGAUGCCCGACUAUGCAGACUGUCCAGGAAGCAGUCGCAGAUACCUUCGGCGUCGUGGUCGAAGAAGUCAAGCCUGAUCGCAACUGGUACGAACUCGGGCUCGACUCUCUCAAAGCUGUCGAGAUCCGCUCGAAGCUGGUCAAGUCGUUUGGAAGCUUCCCUUUGAUGUUUGUCUUUGAGUAUCCCACAGCAAAAGGACUCUUCGAUUUCCUGCGUCGCUCCGGUGAUGCCACUUUCGGCGCCAACGACAAGAUGAAAAAAGAGCGUCACGAGUGGAUCAAGUCGACCAUCCAACGCCUGAACAGUGAAGUAGACAACUGGGCCCAAUCGACAGGCUCAACAGCUGACUCCAAGGACGGUGAAGUCGUCUACCUGACGGGGGCAAGCGGUUCUCUAGGCAAUGCGCUUCUGGAGGUCUUGGUUCAGCUCUCAUCUGUGAAGGCAAUCUACUGCGCCGUCCGUGGAACCGAUCCCCAAGCCCGAGUUGUAGAGUCCCUCAGAGCCAGGGGAUAUCCCGAGAAAAUCUACCAAAGCGACAAGAUUCGCGGGAUAGGCUACGACAUGACGGACGAAAGGCUAGGUGUGGACCAGCAGACAUACCAAAAGCUGGCGGACGAGGUCACGGUCGUGAUGCACAACGCGUGGAAACUGGAUUUUAACCAGCCAGUCCAGCAGUUCGAGGCUGACUGUCUUCGAGGCACAAUGAGCCUGAUGUCCUUUUGUCUCAAAGGCAAGAAAAAGACGUUUUCUUUCAUGAGCAGCGUGGCCGCCGCGAUGGGAAGUCCGGCCGGCACCGUAAUCCCAGAACUCCCCCUCGGUCCGGAUCCCGCAAACGCUCUGGCGACUGGAUACGCGCAGUCCAAGUUCAUCGUCGAGCAGCUGACGCAGCACUACGCUUCGUCGCGCAACGUGCCCGUGCGUGUCCUCCGAGUCGGCCAGCUCUGCGGCCACACCAGGUUGGGGACGUGGAACCAUACAGAAAUGUGGCCGAUCAUGAUGAUGGCCGGCUUGGAUUUUCUGUCGGCUAUGCCGAUGUUGAAGACAGAGGUGGACUGGCUUCCGGUCGAUGUGUGUGCAGAGGCCAUCCAAGAGGCCGUGUUCUCUUCGAGGGAGGCCUCUUACACGGUGACGAAUCUCACAAACCUGGAUACCAUUUCAUGGGAUGAGCUGCUCGGAACUCUCGAGGAAGCUUCCGGAAGGCAGUUUGAGAGGCUUGACAUGAGGGAAUGGGUCGCUCGAUUGGAGGCCAAGUCGAAUGGCAGCACAGGAGCUGAUCAAACACCGGCAAUGAAGCUAUUGGGAUUCUUCCAGGCCAUGGCCGAGGGCGGCGGAAACGGCGAAGGGGUGACGUUCCAAACCAGAGCAGACUCAGGCCGACCUGUUGAUGUUGCAAUGGUGCGUGGGUGGCUGGAUAGCUGGCGUCGAGAGGGUAAACUAGUCUGA
Messenger RNA from Colletotrichum higginsianum IMI 349063, 2505 nucleotides. Its product is annotated as L-aminoadipate-semialdehyde dehydrogenase. Gene Ontology annotation, molecular function: phosphopantetheine binding. The record is from RefSeq and is a predicted model, not a curated record. The transcript has 3 exons. The coding region runs from base 1 to 2505 and encodes 834 amino acids. Lineage: Eukaryota; Fungi; Ascomycota; Sordariomycetes; Glomerellales; Glomerellaceae.